AUGUCCUGCUACGACCUCUGUGCCCCCACGUCCUGCGGUCCCACCCCGCUGGCCAACAGCUGCAACGAGCCCUGUGUGCGCCAGUGCCAGGACUCCACCGUGGUCAUCCAGCCCUCGCCCGUGGUGGUCACCCUGCCCGGGCCCAUCCUCAGCUCCUUCCCCCAAAACACCACCGUGGGAUCCUCGGCGUCCGCGGCCGUGGGGAGCGCUCUGAGUGCGGGGGGUGUUCCCAUCAACUCGGGGAGUUCCUCCUUGGGCUUUGGGGGUUUUGGCUACCCCGGGCUGGGCAGUGGCUACAGCCGGCCCUACCGGCGCUACAACCAAUCCCGCAGCGGCUUCUACGGGCCCUGCUGA
This is a messenger RNA of Cinclus cinclus, 354 nucleotides long. RefSeq names its product feather keratin 4-like. The record is from RefSeq and is a predicted model, not a curated record. The transcript has a single exon. Gene Ontology annotation, cellular component: intermediate filament. The coding region runs from base 1 to 354 and encodes 117 amino acids. NCBI's taxonomy places the organism in Eukaryota, Metazoa, Chordata, Aves, Passeriformes, Cinclidae. Gene Ontology annotation, molecular function: structural constituent of cytoskeleton.